Messenger RNA from Lasiodiplodia theobromae, 1440 nucleotides. RefSeq names its product Mg2+ transporter zinc transport protein. Bases 1 to 1440 code for a protein of 479 amino acids. The record is from RefSeq and is a predicted model, not a curated record. Lineage: Eukaryota; Fungi; Ascomycota; Dothideomycetes; Botryosphaeriales; Botryosphaeriaceae. The transcript is spliced from 8 exons.
AUGACAGAAGGCUAUACGAUUCAUCUGGAAAAGGAUGCCAGCUUCCUGAGAGAGAUUUGGGCAUGGUUCGUCAUCGGCCUCAUAACCAUUACGCUACGUUAUGUUGUUCGCAUCAGGACCGUGGGCUUGCGCGGCCUCGUUGGAGAUGAUUACAUCACGAUUCUUACAUUGGGUUUCUACACAAUGGACGCUGUACUCGUCGAUAUAGUCUACCACACGGGCGCAAACGCGGGUCUCACUCAAGCCAUCGUGGACGAGCUUACGGAAGCACAAAUCAAACAACUCGAAUACGGCUCAGCAUGCCAAACGGCUGCUUGGUAUAGCUACACUGCUCUUAUCUGGGCUAUGAAGUUCACCAUGCUCUUCUUCUACAAGCGCCUGACAUUCGGCACUAUGCAAAACCGCAUGAUCAAGUACCUCUUCUGGCUCUGCGGCGCCUCCUACUUGGCCGUCUUGUCGACCAUCACCUUUGGCUGCUUCCCCUUCCAAGACAACUACCGCAUCUCGCCCGUCCUGCCCCCGGCCAAAUGCACCUUCAAAACCCAAAACCUCCUCGUCACCGUCACGCUCAACGUCAUCACCGACGCCGCCAUCCUGAUCAUCCCCAUCCCCAUGCUGUGGCGUCUGAAAGUCGCCACGGCCCGCAAGCUCGCCAUCGCGGCGCUGCUGUCGUCGGGCAUCUUCGUCAUCGGCGCCGCCAUCACGCGCGCCGCCCUCACCCUCGGCGAGGCCCCCUCGGCCCUCAACAUCAACCGCUGGGGCGUCCGCGAGACCAUCGUCGGCAUCGUCACCGUCCAGCUGCCCGUGCUGCGCCCGCUGUUCGGCCGCGCCUUUUGGCGGCCCGGCUCGUACAUGGGGAGUGCGGGCGGCGCGACGGGUGGGGAGAAUACGACUGAUGCAAGGACGGGGCAUGGCGGGAGUAAGAUGCAUCAUUCGAGGAUUGGUGGUGGUGCCGGCGGUGGCGUGAAGAAGGGGUACGGUAACGGUGGCGGCGAUGAUGGUGCGAUUGAGUUGCACAGCAAUGCGAGCGAUGUCGAUGUCGAGCGCGCGAGCACGUGCAGCAAGGAUCCGGCGUCGAGUAUUACGAUGGUCGAGUUGCUGGAGAGCGAUCGGUAUAAGCGUGAAGGCGGCGGUAAGCGUGGCAGCGGCGGCCAGCCGCAGGUUGGUUUGCAGCUGCAGCAGAGCCAGCAACAGCGUGAGUACAGGGUCAGUCGUGGUGCGAGCGUGUCGAGCGCGGAUGGCAGCGAGGAGGGCUUCGCGAACCGCGGGCACGGGAGGCAAACGAGCCUAAGCCAGAAUCGCGUGUUCGUCGAGACGACGUAUGAGAUUAGGACGGAGGAGAGGAGGGCCGGGCACGUUAGUCCUGGUGGCGAUGGCGCGGCGGCGGGGGAUUCAGGGUUCGAUACGACGGUUACGGCGUUGAGGGGGUGGAGGAGGUGA